AGCAUCAGGGGUGGUUAAGUGAACCUUCUGCAACUCCUCGGAUCUGGUCAGGCUCCCGUUUGGGGCGGCAGACCACAUUGGAGCAUCUCACUGGGGUGCCGGAAUGGAAGACCCCACCUUGCAUCCUUUCUGCAGCGUUGCUUGCCUUGUCCGCCGUUAGGAAUGAAGAGGAGACUUGUGAUAACCCGAGGAGGUACUGAAAGCCAAAUGGCAGAGAAAAUAUCACAGGACACAAACUAGUGAUCGUGUGGGGGCCACACACGUUUUUGAAUGUAAUUGGACGAGCGUGAAAGAGGUGCCCUAUUAAAAAGCACAACAGUCCUUUAAGAGGAGCAAAAUUGAGUUUCCCCAUUUUUGCCAAGAUUUUGAAGACUGUUCAAUGUAUUGUACAUUUGAUAUAAGAUGAUAACUUUAUAAAAUAUUCUGCCCGAGAGCGUAAACGAUGACUACUCCGGCCCUGCUCCCUUUAUCUGGACGAAGGAUACCACCUCUGAACCUGGGGCCGCCUUCCUUUCCGCACCACAGGGCUACCUUGAGACUUUCUGAGAAGUUUAUCCUCCUCCUUAUUCUAAGUGCCUUCAUCACCCUGUGUUUUGGGGCAUUCUUCUUCCUUCCAGACUCUUCAAAACACAAACGCUUUGAUCUGGGUUUGGAAGAUGUGUUAAUUCCCCAUGUAGAUGCCAGCAAAGGGGCCAAAAACCCUGGAGUCUUCCUGAUCCAUGGACCUGAUGAACAUAGACACAGGGAAGAAGAAGAACGUUUGAGAAAUAAAAUUCGAGCUGAUCAUGAGAAGGCCCUGGAAGAAGCAAAAGAAAAAUUAAAAAAGUCGAGAGAGGAAAUCCGAGCAGAAAUUCAGACAGAGAAAAAUAAGGUAGUCCAAGAAAUGAAGACAAAAGAGAAGAAGCCACUGCCACCAGUCCCUAUACCAAAUCUAAUAGGAAUAGAUGGUGGAGACCCAGAAGAUAAUGACAUAAGAAAGAAAAGGGAAAAAAUUAAAGAGAUGAUGAAACAUGCCUGGGAUAAUUAUAGGAUAUAUGGAUGGGGACAUAAUGAACUCAGACCCAUUGCAAGGAAAGGACACUCCACUAAUAUCUUUGGAAGUUCACAAAUGGGUGCUACCAUAGUAGACGCUUUGGAUACCCUUUAUAUCAUGGGACUUCAUGAUGAAUUCCGAGAUGGGCAAAAAUGGAUUGAACACAACCUUGAUUUCAGUGUGAAUUCAGAGGUGUCUGUGUUUGAAGUCAACAUUCGAUUUAUUGGAGGCCUGCUUGCAGCGUAUUACCUUUCGGGAGAAGAGAUAUUCAAGAUUAAAGCAGUUCAGCUGGCUGAGAAACUCCUUCCUGCCUUUAACACACCUACUGGGAUUCCUUGGGCAAUGGUGAAUCUGAAAAGUGGAGUAGGGCGGAACUGGGGCUGGGCAUCUGCAGGUAGCAGCAUUCUUGCCGAAUUUGGUACACUGCACAUGGAGUUUGUCCACCUCAGCUACCUGACAGGGGACCCCGUCUACUACAAGAAGGUCAUGCAUAUUCGGAAACUACUUCAGAAAAUGGAUCGUCCAAAUGGUCUUUAUCCAAAUUAUUUGAACCCAAGAACAGGUCGCUGGGGUCAGUAUCAUACGUCAGUUGGCGGGCUGGGAGACAGUUUUUAUGAAUACUUACUGAAAGCAUGGUUGAUGUCAGAUAAAACAGACCAUGAGGCAAGGAAAAUGUAUGAUGAUGCUAUUGAGGCUAUAGAGAAACAUCUUAUUAAGAAGUCCCGAGGAGGUCUCACCUUUAUUGGAGAGUGGAAAAAUGGGCACUUAGAAAAGAAGAUGGGGCAUUUGGCCUGUUUUGCUGGGGGAAUGUUUGCACUAGGAGCAGAUGGUUCCAGAAUGGAUAAAGCUGGUCAUUAUUUAGAGCUAGGGGCAGAAAUUGCACGUACAUGUCAUGAGUCAUAUGACAGAACUGCAUUAAAGCUGGGUCCUGAGUCGUUCAAGUUUGAUGGUGCAGUAGAGGCUGUGGCCGUCCGGCAGGCUGAAAAGUAUUACAUCCUCCGUCCAGAAGUAAUUGAAACCUAUUGGUACCUAUGGCGAUUCACUCACGAUCCAAGAUACAGGCAGUGGGGCUGGGAAGCAGCACUGGCUAUUGAGAAGUAUUGCCGAGUGAGCGGCGGGUUUUCCGGGGUGAAGGACGUGUACUCGUCUACUCCUACCCACGACGAUGUGCAGCAGAGUUUCUUUCUCGCUGAGACGUUGAAAUAUUUGUAUCUGCUCUUCUCCAGUGACGACCUUUUACCUUUAGACCACUGGGUAUUCAAUACAGAGGCUCAUCCUCUGCCCGUGUUACAUUUAGCCAACACCACACUUUCAGGAAAUCCUGCUGUUCGAUGAAAAGCAGCUCCAGAAAGACCAUUCUCCCCUGUGUUUUGUUUACAUGGACCACUACAGAAAUCAGUCUGGAGGGGGGGCUUUUGGAAACCUGGACCUCAUAAGUCAACAUGGCAGGGUGAAACAUGACUGUGCCCCACAAGACUUUUCAACUUGUAGAUAUCUCAACUUUGAAAUGAUUCCAUUUUAUACCUGACCAAAACAUAUUCUGGUAUGUGUAGGACAGCGACCUGACACGCUUUGUUUCGUAAGGAGAUGGUCACAUGGGAAAUCAUGCCUGUUACUACUGUACUGUUUUUAGAGUCCUGGCAUCCGGAGACCAGACUGCCUGAGAAUAAGCCAAGAAUGCGGAGCACCUUGUGGAAGUGAGGGAUGGCCUUUGGAACUAAUUAUACAUUUGUUCCUUCCAAAGUGGAGCAGCUUUCGAAUCAGAUAUUUACUCAUCGUUUAUCCCUUUUUUCUCCAUUUUUAAUGGAAGGAACUAAAACAACAAAAGAGCAGUGGAACCGCAUCAAGAGCAAGAGGUCUGGCAAAAGACAACAAAAGUACCUGUUCCUGUCUCAGUUUUCAGGUUCCCCGUUGGACGAUCAGACUGGCAACCAUUUCAACUCUCAGUCUAUUCCAUUGAAAUCUCUUGGUUAAAUUUGAUUUUUUCUGGGGGCAUGAUCUCACAAAGAAUACUCUUCAAGUCUUCGUCUCCAUACGGAAUCAUUGAAACUGUUGUUUAUUGAAACCACUACUCACGAGCCUGGGUUUGGGAUUUCGUGCAUGUUGAUCAGUCUAGUGUUGGUAGCAUGACGACAAGUGGGGGAAAUGCUGCAGUUUGUUGCCUUGAAACCCGUUUUGAGAGAAAGCCUUGGUUUUGUUGGUAGGAGAUUUUUUUCCCCAAACCAGCAAAUCUACCAAGUGAAUUUUAUCCACUUUAACCUUCUUACAAAUUUAGUAAAAUCCCUCAACUUACAACUCUCUGUGGCUUGGCACAAUUCUCUAUACUAUUAUGCAGCUCCAAAUUUACCUUGAUGAGCCAAAUUACUUUUACAACCUCAUGAAAUCAAAAACAAAAUACAGUGAAACUUGCUCAUACAUUCUAUCUGAAAUGGGAACAGGGGGAUCCUGUAUUAUCUCAUCAGAUGAGCGAACUUUUCACAAAUAUUUUAUGUCAAAAAUAAAAUUCAGCUUUUAUUUUCUCCAAGGAUAUUUAUAGAAAUCCAAAGAAUUAAUCAGAACCACUUCAAAGUAAUUUUUAGUGAUAAAAGUGUGGUAUAAUUAAUCAUAAUAACUAAAUUUGGGAUAUAUCUAAGGGAGUUUCUCUUACCAUAAAUAGAUUUUGCAGUGAUAUUUAUUUUUAAAGAAAUUACUAUUUCUUCAUAUUUGGGGGGAGGAACUGAAAUUUUAUCAAGAACUGUAUUGUAAGAUAAAUAUGAUUGUAAGUUUUCUGUCCCUUGAAUUUGUGUCACAGUGCAAGACACUUUUUCUUCUUUACGUUUAAUACAAACAGCUUCCAUUGACAAUAAAAGUUGGGAGCAUUAUAAUCAGUCUAGUAUUUACUCUGAACUUGAAGAUUUCAUGAAACAGUGUUUGUGCAAGAAGCCCACCUUGGAAUUCUGAAGGCUUAUUUUCUUAUUUUGAUAGCUUUUCUUUUUCAUCUCUUAUUAGCACGUAGCAGAUUUUAAUUGGAGAAAAGAUUUAAUAAAUUAACAUAAUUAAGUAUUUUCUAAGGGUGAUCAUCUUACGCCACAAAUAGUCCUCACAGUUCAGCAGUCGAUCCAUAAAUGAUAACCAAACCCGAGAUUUUUCAGGAUACAUAGGAAAUAAGGAUGUGGAGCCAGUUGCAUUAUUUAAGUUUUUAAGAGAGUUAAAUUUUAGCACACAUUUUGAAAUUAUAGUAUCUUUUACUACUUGAAAAGUUAAAAUUUUGAAAUGAGAAGGGGAGAUGACUAACCUGAGAAAGGGAGAAUAUUUGGUUCUCAAAAAAACGUUAGCCUUCCUCCUAAAAGUAGCAUAAGCCCACUUAGGAGUCACUAAAAAACGUGAACCCCUUGAGGUGGCGAAGACCCAGAGCCGCUGAGUAGAUGGCAGCGAGUCUGCCCGUAUCCUGUUCAGAAGAGGGCAGAGUAAGGGGCCUUCUUGGUCUCCCAGGAGCUUCUCAAGGAAAGAGAAGACAGAGCCUCCGCCCCCUCGGCUGACUGGGGCUUAAGAGAAGGCAGAGAGGUGCGUGAGUAUGGCCCUUUCUGUGCAAGCGAAGAAUCCGGAGAGGGGCAGGGGAAGCUUCUGUCGUCUUCACUGCCUGCUCCCUCCCUGUGAUGGUAAGACUAGAGCUGACCCCAACGCUUCCAUUGUUUUCUUCUCUGGAUACCAAAGGCAAUUAAAGUCAACUACAAAGGACUUGCCAGUGUCAUGUUUUGUUUUUAUUACAGAUUUUUAAAAUUAUUUCCUCCAGAAUCAAUCCUUGUCCUAUAUUCUACUUAGUUUCCAAGAGUAUUUACUUUCUUCCAUCCCUCACAGUCCUUUGCAUUUCGUAGACCUUAUUCCUCAGGUUAAAAUACUCAUUACACGUCUAAGACUCUCUGCAAAGAACCUAGAGAUGCUCCUUUCCAGAUGCCUCUUCAGAGAGCUGACACCCCCCUUUGUGCCUUUGGCAUAAGUGUGCUGAGUAGGCUGAUCAGUUGGCACAUGAAAGAAAAAAAUGGAGGUUGAACACCCCUCUCCCUUCUGCGUUUCUCUUUUAGAAUUUUAGACUCAUGCUUUUUUUGUUGAAACUGGUAUAAAAUUGAUAAAACCAAGCGAGUGCGGUCCUAACCAAGAAGUCUCAGCGCAGAAAAACAAGGCCCCGGUCAGAGGGUUCGUUCUUUCUGUCCUGUGUCUGGCACCACCUUACUUCUGUCUUUGAGCAGAUGUUUAUAUGUAAAUGUAAAACCUGGAUAUUGGAGGAGUGUGUUCCUUUUGUGGAAUGUUGAUCCUCAUUCUCCAUGAUGUCAUCUGAGGCACCCUAGGGUGCCACGCGGUUUGGAAUCGGGACCAUCAGCUUCUCCUCUCCACUCUCCAUUGCCAAAGUCUUUGUCAGAGCCACAGAUCUGUCGAUAAAAGAUUGCGCUUGCCAUUCUCAUUAUGCAGCUUCCCCUCAAGCCUGGAUUUCCAUGAAUGAAUGUGUGAGCGAGUGAGAGAAUGAGUGUGCAAACACGGAGUACCUUGUAGGUGCCAAGCUUUACGCCAGGCACUCGCGAGCGUCAGACGUUUUGUGAUUCCAGUGGCAUGCAUACCAUUUUCACUGUUUCCCAGUCUGAAUCAUAUUACAAAAUCCCUAAUUUUAUAUGUCACUUAAAGAGGAAAAGAAAUGGUUUAUAAUAUAUUUUAAGCAACGUGUUACUAUAUAAUACUAAGAGCUAUAAUUGUAGCUAAUAACUAAAGCCUCUUGGAAAAUGUUAAAGACAUACUUCUGAUGCAACUUUGACUAAAAUAUUUACUUUCGAAGUAAAUUAAAGCAUUCUUCUUUUGCUAUAUCGCCCUAAUUAUAUAAUUAAAAAUUAAUGUUUUAUAGAAACGCUGGUUAUUUUAUAUUCACGUACAUUUUGUCAUGGGUCAAAUUUGCAGUUGUACGUUGUUUUUGCUCUGCCAACGGCCCUACUGAUGGUCCCAUGCUGUUGAAUAUAAAGAAAAAUAUACUAAAAUAUUUCUAAGUUCCAA
Molecule: messenger RNA, 6049 nt
Organism: Lynx canadensis (Canada lynx)
Lineage: Eukaryota; Metazoa; Chordata; Mammalia; Carnivora; Felidae
Gene: MAN1A2
Product: mannosidase alpha class 1A member 2
Exons: 13
Coding region: 443-2368 (641 amino acids)
Biological process (GO): N-glycan processing; carbohydrate metabolic process
Cellular component (GO): endoplasmic reticulum; Golgi membrane; extracellular exosome
Molecular function (GO): calcium ion binding; mannosyl-oligosaccharide 1,2-alpha-mannosidase activity
Source: RefSeq, a predicted model, not a curated record